Messenger RNA from Pelmatolapia mariae (spotted tilapia), 3189 nucleotides. RefSeq names its product recombination activating 1 (gene rag1). The transcript has 3 exons. Gene Ontology annotation, molecular function: metal ion binding; ubiquitin protein ligase activity; double-stranded DNA endonuclease activity. Gene Ontology annotation, cellular component: DNA recombinase complex; nucleus; endodeoxyribonuclease complex. Lineage: Eukaryota; Metazoa; Chordata; Actinopteri; Cichliformes; Cichlidae. The record is from RefSeq and is a predicted model, not a curated record. The coding region runs from base 1 to 3189 and encodes 1062 amino acids. Gene Ontology annotation, biological process: pre-B cell allelic exclusion; adaptive immune response; V(D)J recombination.
AUGGCAGCAGAAAGCCUGGAGACAGAUGGUCCCAGAUCGUCCAUGCCGCCAGAGCUCCACCAUCCCCACUCUGAGUAUUCUCAGUGGAAGUUCAAACUCUUCAGGGUGAAGUCCAUGGAGAAAGCCCCUCUGCCCAGUGAAACUCGGCCUGAGAUUUCACCUACGGCAGCUCCAAAUAUAGAAAUAGAUCAUGCUGCGGGUCCAGGGAGUGUUAUGAAAUUAUGCCUGGGAGGGAAAAGCAAGGAAAAUGUGGAGGGCCCUGGCAGGAGAGUAGAUGUGAAGCUACAGGAGAUGGAAACCCACAUGGACCACCUCAGGGGUUUGUGUCGUGUCUGCGGAAUGGUUCUGAGGAAAGUCAAAGGACCAGUGCAUGAUGUUCAUGGAGAUCUGGAUGAGGUGAGCAAGUGUGCCUUGCGUAAAAUGGGCUGCAAGUUCCCAAGCUGGCCAGAAGUCAUCCUUAAAGUCUUCAAAGUGGACGUGAUAGAGGACACAGAAUCUGUCCACCCCCUUUCCUUCUGCCACCGCUGCUGGAUGGUUGCCAUUCGAGGUGGGGGGGUCUGCAGCUUCACCAGAACAAGAGUGCCCGAGUGGAAACCUCACUCUUCCCUGUGCCACCUCUGCUACCCCAAAAAAACAUCAUUCCAGAGGACUGGAAGGAAGAGGAGGAAAGUCAUUCCAAGAGCACAGAGCCUGGUAAAAAGGACCAGAUGGGACUGCGACGCCAUCGCUGUUGGUGAGAGGAGAGUUCUGAGACCAUUUGGAGACCGUCAUGGUCCUGCUCUCAGGGCCUGGAAGAAGUUCAGCAUCCAGAGAGAGCAGUGGGUGAGGAACAUUACACGCUGCCAGAAAGAUCACCUGAGCACCAAGUUGCUCUCUGAGAAUCUCCCUGUGGACUUUGUUGCAUCUUUCACCUGCCUAGUGUGUGACCACCUGCUCUCUGAUCCAGUUCAGUCCACCUGUGGGCACCUCUUCUGCCGUAGCUGCAUUGUAAAAUUUACCCACGUUCUAGGACCUCACUGCCCUGCCUGCAACUCGCCCUGUACACCCGAUAGUCUCACCUCACCUGCCAAAGUCUUUUCAUCUGCCCUCCAUUCCCUACCUCUGCUCUGCCCCAGUGAGGGAUGUCGUGAGCAAGUGAGGCUGGACUCAUUUAAGGCUCACUGUCUGAGCCACGAGCUGAAGGAAAAUGAAAACCAGAGUCUGUCAGAACUUGAUAACUUCCUACUAACCAAUAAAGGGGGAAGACCUCGCCAGCACUUGCUCUCGCUAACCCGUCGUGCCCAGAAGCAUCGACUGAGGGAUCUGAAGAACCAGGUGAAGGUGUUUGCAGACAAAGAGGAAGGUGGUGAUCUGAAGUCUGUGUGUUUGACGCUGUUUCUGCUUGCACUGAGAUCUGGGAAUGAACACCGUCAGGCAGAUGAGCUAGAGGCCAUGAUGCAAGGCAGAGGCUUUGGGUUGAGUCCUGCUGUGUGCCUGGCCAUUCGGGUCAACACAUUCCUGAGCUGCAGUCAGUAUCAUAAGAUGUAUCGGACUGUCAAAGCCACAAGUGGCCGCCAGAUCUUCCAGCCUUUGCACACGCUUCGAGCUGCAGAGAAGGAGCUUCUCCCUGGUUUUCACCAGUUUGAAUGGCAGCCAGCUCUCAAAAACGUGUCCCCAUCCUGUAAUGUUGGCAUUAUUAAUGGGCUCUCUGGAUGGUCUUCCUCGGUGGAUGACGUCCCAGCUGACACUAUCACUCGGCGCUUUCGGUACGAUGUGGCACUUGUGUCUGCCUUAAAGGAUCUGGAGGAGGACAUCAUGGAGGGGCUGAGGGAGAGUGGGAUGGAAGACAGUGCCUGCACAUCAGGUUUUAGUGUCAUGAUCAAGGAAUGUUGCGAUGGCAUGGGUGAUGUCAGCGAGAAGCAUGGCGGGGGACCAGUUGUUCCUGAGAAGGCUGUUCGUUUUUCUUUCACUGUUAUGUCUGUCUCUGUCCUGGCAGACGAUGAGGAGGAGGAGGUUACCAUUUUUACCGAGCCAAAGCCAAAUUCAGAACUGUCCUGUAAGCCUCUGUGCCUGACGUUUGUGGAUGAGUCAGACCAUGAGACACUCACAGCUGUCCUGGGGCCCAUAGUUGCAGAACGUAACGCAAUGAAAGAAAGCAGGCUUAUCUUGUCCAUGGGUGGUCUGCCUCGAUCCUUUCGCUUCCACUUCAGGGGCACGGGAUAUGAUGAGAAGAUGGUGCGUGAGAUGGAGGGGCUGGAGGCCUCUGGGUCCACGUACAUCUGCACUCUAUGUGACUCCAGUCGUGCAGAGGCCUCUCAAAACAUGGUGCUGCACUCCAUCACCCGCAGUCACGAAGAGAACCUAGAACGCUAUGAAAUAUGGAGAACCAACCCCUUUUCUGAGUCAGUAGAUGAGCUGCGUGACAGAGUCAAAGGGGUGUCUGCAAAGCCCUUCAUGGAGACGCAGCCAACGCUAGAUGCAUUGCACUGUGACAUCGGCAAUGCUACUGAAUUCUACAAGAUCUUCCAGGAUGAGAUCGGAGAGGUGUAUAAAAAGGCCAACCCCAGCCGGGAGGAACGGCGCAGCUGGAGGGCGGCCUUAGAUAAACAGCUGAGGAAGAAGAUGAAGCUUAAACCAGUAAUGAGGAUGAAUGGGAACUACGCCCGCAGACUAAUGACCCAGGAGGCUGUGGACGUGGUGUGUGAGCUGGUGCCCUCAGAAGAGAGAAGAGAGGCCCUGAGGGAGCUCAUGAAACUCUACCUCCAAAUGAAACCUGUAUGGCGUGCCACCUGCCCAGCCAAGGAAUGCCCUGACCAGCUAUGCCGCUACAGUUUUAACUCUCAGCACUUUGCUGACCUCCUCUCCACUACCUUCAAAUAUAGGUACAACGGAAAGAUAACAAAUUAUCUGCACAAGACCCUAGCCCAUGUACCUGAAAUUAUAGAGAGAGACGGAUCCAUAGGAGCCUGGGCCAGCGAGGGGAAUGAGUCAGCAAACAAGCUGUUCAGGCGUUUUCGCAAGAUGAAUGCACGCCAGUCUAAGACCUUUGAACUAGAGGACGUGCUGAAACACCACUGGCUGUACACGUCUAAGUACUUGCAGAAGUUUAUGGAAGCUCACAAGGACUCUGCGAAGGCUCUACAGGCUACCAUUGACCCAGUAGAGAUCCAGGAUGAUGAUGAAAUGUCUUUGGAAGUUCCUGAUUUUUGA